Xyrichtys novacula (pearly razorfish) is the source of this 4174-nucleotide messenger RNA. Lineage: Eukaryota; Metazoa; Chordata; Actinopteri; Labriformes; Labridae. The record is from the annotation of a GenBank genome assembly.
GUUUGAUUAAUGAAAAUAACUAUGAAGGUAAAAUAGGACAGGCUACACCUCAUUGGUACUCAUUCAGAUGCAUACUGUGUAUAACAGACGUAUUUAAGAAAGUGGAUUAUUAUAAUGCUUUUAUAGUCUAAAAUGGCGAUUUGUCUUCAAAGUAACGGUCAUAGUGGAAUAAACAAGACGGGGAGUACUUUACACGACAAAGACAGCAAACAAUCAAAAAUAUUAAAUGUAAACUUCAUAUUCAAACUGGGAACACACAGAUUCCUCUCAGUCUGGUCGUGAGGUAUUUAAGUUGUAUCCUAUUCUCUUUAUAGUGAAAAAGGAAAUCAGUGCUGUGUUCGGGAAAGGUCUGGAAACGCAGAGGUCAGUCUAUCGUGUUGCUAAGCAACGAGUUCACAAACACGAACCCCGAGCGUGUGGAUAGCUGCAGAGAUGUCGAAAAGUUACUCAGCAAACCAGGUAAGAAAAACACCUGAGCUUUAACAAAACUGUAACAACAUUGCUGUUGCUGUUGUCAUCGUUGUUGCUGUUGUCGUUGUUAUUGCUGCUGAGUUGUCUCCUUUAUUCUGUGUGUUCUUAGUUUGAAGACGCGUUCAGGUCUCAGAGGCUGCAGAACUGGUGUGAGACCAAACAGUUCAAACAGGUAGGCCCACUUAUAGUGCAGCAGCACACCUGUCACACCUGUUUCAUCAGACAGUACAGGUGUGCUGAUGUCUAAAAAAUGAUAGGUAUGAUGGCUAUUAUGGGCCAUACAUUUUCACAUCAUUUUUGUCAUAGUCUUUAUUUCAGUUUUGUUCUAAUGAGUUUUCACUCCUGUUUUUUUUUUAACUUCUGUUAGGAGUCUUUAGUCUGUAUCAGUUUAUAGCGCCCCCAGGGGAUAAAAAUGCACAUCUCAUCUCUUCACUGACUGUGUCCCAAUCAUGCUUUGGCCAUAUCUGUUAAACCACCUCUUCAUUUAUUUCAAUCGUCAGCUGUAUCACUCACUAUGAGUGCUUAAAAACCUGAACUGUUGUGUGUACCUACCCCCUCAGAGCGGUUAAAGAUAUGAAUAAUUACAAUAACAGAUGUUCAAUCAUAGUGCUGAUAAUCCCUUUAGCCUUUUCCAUAGUUGGAGUUGCCUUGUCUUUGUAAAGACACUCACAAAGUGUGUGUGUGUGUGUGUGUGUGUGUGUGUGUGUGUGUGUGUGUGUGUGUGUGUGUGUGUGUGUGUGUGUGUGUGUGUGUGUGUGUGUGCAGAGACCCACUGCACAGGAGGGUCACACCCCUUUCAUAGCUGAUGAUCGAGGGCAUCUGCUGCCAGGUGUGUUCAAGGUGAGAGCUCAUCUAACCUCUGCGUCUCCCUGUCUUCAUUGAAAUAAAAACUGAUUCAGUGUCUUUAAGUAUACUUUGCAUGACUUCAAUUGGCUGUGUGUGUGUGUGUGUGUGUGUGUGUGUGUGUGUGUGUGUGUGUGUGUGUGUGUGUGUGUGUGUGUGUGUGUGUGUGUGUGUGUGUGUGUGUGUGUCUUUACGAUACUUCAGAGAGGCAGUGCCUGGCCUGAUUUUAAGGGGACCUGGGAUCUGCCUGCUCAUAUUCCUCCCCGACACAUCAACCCCACAGGACGCUCUGUGGAAGGAAUUAACAGACUUAAGUCCUGGGGAUUCAGUCCACAGCACACAAGAACACCUGGAAAACCUGGAAAACCUGGAACACUGUUUGACAGCAGGAACGCUGUUGAGCAGGUUAGACUUUCACACAUACACACACACACACACACACACACACACACACACAUCUGAAAGCUUCCUCGUUCCUUCAGUGGUUGUAUUUCCUGUAGCCUGUCUAGUUUUCUGCAGGUGUGAUGGUCUUCUGGGUUGUUGGCUAAUCUUCAAGUAAACACUACCUUUUCAAGUUCUUUUCUUGUUUCCAGGGUAAGCCUGACAGGUGUGACCUUUGAGCUGAAUGUCAGCAGAGCUUUUAUUGAAAGAGUUCGACCAUAACCUUCAGGCCAAAGACAAAAGCAGACCCCCACAGAGUGAAGAAAUAAAUUCAAGUUACUUCAGCAACUAAAACUUAAGUUACCUGUUGGUCAAAAACACAUGCUAGUCUUAGAUUAACUUCGGAUUAAACCAAACAAAUCUCAGUAGCGGUUUGAGCUUUCUGGUGAGGGUUGAGAUGGAUUGUGGAUCAGGACAUAAAGGUCUUCAGAAACAAAUCUCUGAGCAGCCCUCAGGUGGAAUCCAGGUGAGCUGAGAUCCACUUACAUAAUGAGGACUCCAGAAAAACCACCGUGUGUCAUCAGCUCUGCUAUUCCAAUCCUCUGUAAACGUUAGUGAACCCAGCAGACUAGUUUCUGGAGUCUUAAAGUAAAAUGUUGUCCCAUUCUUGUAUGAUAGAGGAUUUCAGCUGCUCAGCAGUUCAGGGUCUCUUUUUGUCCUAUUUUUGGUGUCAUGAUGCUCCAAAUGUUUUCAGUGUGACAACCAGUUUAUAAGCAGGACUCUUCUACUACAGAGCCAUGCUGUUGUAAUCCCUGCAGAAUGUGGUUUGUCAUUGUCUUGCUGAAAGAUGAAGGUCUUCCCUGAAAACGUCAUUGCCUGGAUGCCAGCAGAUGUUGCUCCUAAACCUGCAUAUUGUUCAGCAUUAAUGGAACCUUCACAGAUAUGGAAAUUAUAAGAGGUGUUUAUGGACCAUGUUUAUAUAGUCCAUAAACAUAGUUUAUCUGUCUUGUUGUUAAAAAAUAUACAUAUACCAGUAGUUCAUGUGUUUUUAGCUGCAUUUAAAUAUUUAUAAAUUGAUCAUUUGGUUUUAUACAUUUUCUUGGUUUUCAGUAUUGUAUUGUUCCCACGGGUCACAUGCAUGUAAUUUGUUUUGUUCUUUUGAGGAAGUUUGAUUCAGCCGCACAGAAAGAAACACUUGAGUCUUUAUUCUCAGUGGACCCUCUUGAGUCCCUGUAACCCCUGGUUUCCGGGCUCUUCCAUGCAGUUAGCCUGUGUUGUAUUUAAGAUGAUGGAGCUGCAGCUAAAACAAACAAGCUGAAGAAGGUUUUUGUGUUUCUCGGUAACUGGAGCGACCACAGAGUGGCUGAGUCCCUGUGGAGAGCCGGCGGAAAUUAACUGAGCUCCUGUGUCUACUCAGGAAAUCACAAACAAUAAAAAGCUCCCUCUGAUCCCUCUACAUGGCAGAGUAUGAACAAUGUCUGUGAACCUGAAACUGGCAACACAACUGAACCUACUGCAGGCAGAGUCAGACUGUCUUUCUCCUAAAUCACAACAAGUGAUCAGUGAAGGAUAAUGAAUACUCAAUGUAACAUGGUAAAAAGUCCUAAUGUUAGAAAUUUGUCAAUUUAUCAAAAUUUUAAAAACCUAGAUAUUUAUAUUUAUCAAAAUAUAUCCAUCUUAGUGUCUGUUAUUUGUAAACUGACCCUAACCCCAAGUUAAAUUGUUUUAGGAGUGGUUUGCAGUGGUUGUAUUGCUCGAGUUUGAUCUUAUGGUCUCGACCUCUUUGUGUGUUCCCCUUUUUUUGCAGAGUGAUGAGGUUGCACAGAAAGACGGAGCAGCUUCCUCGACCUCUGCAGCUGAAGUCCAACCAGCUCCUCAGGACCGGCCCAUCUCUGGAGGCGGCAAAACCCAGGAUGGUCAGACAGCAGUGAGAUCUAGCUUGGACAGUGCUGUAGGGAGAGAAGGACCGCUGAGCCCUGCAGCCGAGGAGAGACCAGCCGUGAGGUCGGCAGCCUCACAGAGAAGCGGCAGCAGAGCUCACAGUGACACUGAGAGACCAGGGUGUGAUGAGGCACAGAAAGUAGUCCCUGCAAGAUCAGCACCAUCCUCCAAGCAGAGUCAGAGAGACGCACAGAAAGACCAGUGAACUUAAGAUUUAACUCUGAGUGAAUAAAGUAAUUUAGAUGCAGCUGUUUGGUCUCUUCGUAGCACAGCACAUAGGCAGGAAUAUUUAGAGAUAUUUGCUCACAGUUUUCUUUAUUAAUCCUGUAAAAUAUUGCUCUCAUUUCAUGUGAUCUUUACAAAGAAAACACAGUGUUGAUCUGCAGCAGUUUUUAGUUAAUGUAUUGCAAAGUUUUGUACAUAUUUCAAGAUACUGAGCGGAAGUUCCCUUUGGACUCUACCCCCUCUCACUUAUUUCAUGUUUAUGGUCUCAGCAAAGUUUAGAGUCUCAGCUGUACUAAAAUUUUUGAAGAUAAAA